AUGGGUGAUGAUGUUGCCAACAAAUUGAGUUCUAUUAAGCUUUUACUCCCUGAAGCCUCGACUUUGGAUAAUAAACAGAUUGGCUUAUAUGUAGCUUUUAGGAGUACAAAUCAUCAGAUAUCAUCGCUGAAUUCUUCUUUCGGUCAUCCUUUGGCAGAGAAAGCUUGUGCGCGCUUAGGUCUGGCGAUAAUUAUUUAA
Sclerotinia sclerotiorum 1980 UF-70 is the source of this 198-nucleotide messenger RNA. RefSeq lists its product with no specific name. The transcript has 2 exons. The coding region runs from base 1 to 198 and encodes 65 amino acids. The record is from RefSeq and is a predicted model, not a curated record. NCBI's taxonomy places the organism in Eukaryota, Fungi, Ascomycota, Leotiomycetes, Helotiales, Sclerotiniaceae.